CAGCAGGGCGAAGAGACGUCUCGCGUAGCGGUGAAAAAAAUUGCCGACAGAAGCUUGAAGUCACACCAAAUAUGUCUUCAGUUCAGGGUUUUAGAAAUUUUAUAAGUGACCGCUUGAGCGCAGCCGCGGAGGAAAUCUUCCGAGUGUUUGAGAAGACUGUCGUCCACUACGAAGAGGAGAUCAGCCGUCAGCGCAGACUGCUGGACGGAGCGCAGAAAGCACAAAAACACACUUCUGAGACACAAGUAAUCCCAGCCGAGACAGCCAUAACAGAGCAAGCGGUCUUUGGGGAGGAAGAGGAGGAGGGGGGUGGAGAGGAAGAUGAGGAGGCGACUCCACAGCAGCUGUCUGACCAGGAGAGGAGUUCCAGUGUGGAACCGGAGGAACACAUUAAAGAGGAAGAGGAGGAUCUGUGCAUCUCACCGCAGGGGGAGCAGUCUGUGAGGAAGGAGGGCGAUUGCUUCAUGCUGACCUUCACCUACGACGAACACAGCGGAGAUGAAGCUGCCACUCCCGUUUCACAGCCAAACCCCAACGACUCUGCUGUAACCGAGACCCAGACUCAGAGAGGAGGCUCGUUCGCAGAGUUUGAGGUUCCCUCCAGUGAUCUCUCCGGUCAAAUGUCAAUAAAAUGUCCAAUUUGUGGGAAAGGCUUUAGGUUCAAGUCCAGAUUGUUCCGACACCUGAGAAUCCACACAGACCUGAAGGAGUACUCCUGCAACAUCUGUGACAAAAGCUUCACUCAGAAAUCGGCGCUGAACGUCCACAAGAGAACACACACAGGCGAGAAGCCGUACACCUGCAAAGUGUGCGGGAACAGCUUCACGGACACGUCCAUCCUGAACCGCCACAUGAAGAGGCACACGGGCGACAAGCCCUACCAGUGCAGCCUCUGCGGCAAGAGCUUCUACGAGCUGUGCGGCCUGAACAACCACACCAGGAUCCACACCGGCGAGAGGCCGUACUCCUGCAAGAUCUGCGGGAAGGACUACCGGUACCGCGGCGACCUGUCCGUCCACAUGAGGAGACACGCCAGCAAGAAGCCCUUCGAGUGCGUCGUCUGCGGGAAGGGCUUCUACGUGGCGGCCUGCUUGGCCAGGCACGUGGUGUCGCAUGCCGCCGCCUUGCCUGCAGCGGCGGCGGGCGCGGCCUUAGAAACGCAAGAGCCUGCGGAGGGAGAGAGCUCACAGCUGUUCUGUUGAACAGGCUCAAGUUCGUUAUUCAUGAAACUGUUUCACUGCGACGUCCUUUGAGUCAAUCAUUUCAAAGCAACGGGAGGUCAGGGUCAUGGGAAUGACUUUUCCCAGCAUAAUGUCCUUUAAAAGGAAGAUACUUAUGUGGAGAGUAAAGCUAUAUUUUAUAAAAAGAAGCACUUUUGAAGUGAAUUUAGACUAAUUCCUUGUCUAGUGUUUCCAGCUUGUCCUCUCUCACUUUCAAAACUCCUGGUCUACAAUAACCACCGCCAGUUAAUCAUUACUCUCUGAAAAAUUGUUACACUCUUGAAAAGUUGUAUAACAUACAUGCAUGCUUCCUUUAACCGUUCAAUGCUUUGUGAGACGAGUGGAUUACAGGCUCUGAUUUUAAGUUGAGUUUUAUUGUGUUUUAAAGUUAAUAAUUACACAAAGGAAACAGUACAUUACUGAAAGAAAGAUACUAAAGACUUCCGUCAGUGUGAAUUUUCCAGCGUAUCAAUGAGAAAAUGCAGGUUCCUGAUCUGGUUUGUGUGAAUCCGAUUCAGAGUUGUUUUUCGUGUAUUCCACAUUUGCAGAUGUUUGCUUAACCGAGACUGUAAUUUUUGUACAGCUGUAUUUCAGAGC
Molecule: messenger RNA, 1817 nt
Organism: Salarias fasciatus (jewelled blenny)
Lineage: Eukaryota; Metazoa; Chordata; Actinopteri; Blenniiformes; Blenniidae
Product: zinc finger protein 70-like
Exons: 2
Coding region: 72-1202 (376 amino acids)
Biological process (GO): regulation of transcription by RNA polymerase II; embryo development
Cellular component (GO): nucleus
Molecular function (GO): DNA-binding transcription factor activity, RNA polymerase II-specific; RNA polymerase II transcription regulatory region sequence-specific DNA binding
Source: RefSeq, a predicted model, not a curated record